Juglans microcarpa x Juglans regia is the source of this 2411-nucleotide messenger RNA. RefSeq lists its product as uncharacterized. NCBI's taxonomy places the organism in Eukaryota, Viridiplantae, Streptophyta, Magnoliopsida, Fagales, Juglandaceae. The record is from RefSeq and is a predicted model, not a curated record. Gene Ontology annotation, molecular function: protein binding. The transcript has 9 exons. The coding region runs from base 67 to 2397 and encodes 776 amino acids.
CCCUAGGUUGAUCCUAGCUCUAGAAUAGUAGUCGUAUACGUUGAAUUAGAAAGGAGAUCGGGAACAAUGGAUCCGUCGAUGACAGAUGAUCUAACGAAUCCAGAAUUGGGGAACGUUUUGUUCGAAAAGGCCAUGAAAGGGAGAUGGGGUGAAGUCGUCGAUAUAUGUACGGAAAACCCAUGGUCUCUGGUGGCCGGAAUCACCAGGUUGGAGGACACACUGUUACACCUAGCUGUCUCCGGCGGCCAAGAGGAGACGGUCCGAAAACUCACAUAUAUUAUCUCUGAACAGCCAAAUCACGAAAUGCUUCUCAGGGUUAAAAAUGAGAGAGGGAACACCGCUCUCCAUAUCGCUGCACUAAUGGGGAAUGAGGCCAUGUGUAAGUGCAUAGCAAGUGUUGAUUCUUCAUUAAUCGGACAACGUAACUAUGAGGGAGAGACUCCUCUUUUCACGGCAGUGCUCUUCGGUAAAAUACAAGCUUUCCAAAGUCUUUACGAUUUGUGUCCGUUCUAUGAGCGUUACAGUUAUUCCAGGAAUACGCGUGGUGACACGAUUCUUCACUGCGCCAUUUCUGGAGACCAUUUUGAUUUGGCAUUGCUGAUAAUUGAGUUGUAUGGGGAAGUACUGGUAAACGCUGUCAAUGAGGAUGGAAUCACACCUCUCCAUCUACUAGCGGACAAGCCCUCGGCUUUCCCAAGCGGCAGCCGCCUUGGAGUUUUCGAUCGAAUCAUUUAUCAGUGCAUGUAUGUUGACGAGCGCAAGGUGAUGGAACCAGAUGAUCAUUUUUUCCAGCGCUCUAUGCAACCGAUAGCAAGACUUCCCGCCUACGAAAGGAAUCCAAAUAAUUAUCCAGAGAACUACAGAACAUGCAACGACUUCUAUCGAUUGUUUUGGAAUUUCUUUACAUUUUUACGACUCGCGAUGGGAAUAAAUGUUGGAGUACAGACCGAUGAAGAGAACCCUCAAACACACGCAGGAAAUCAAGAAUCCAAAGGCGCUACCAACGAAGCAGCUUGGAACCGUCGAUUUUUUCCAGCUAAUUAUGACGUUUGCUGCAAUUUUCUCAAGCUUGCAAACAGGAUAGUGUUGAUCGUUCUUGGAGGAGGAAUCCCCACUAUAAGGAAGAUAUACAAGGAGAAACGGCAGCACACACUGUCAAUUCAGAUCAUGAACAAACUUUUACAGGGUGUUAAAAUGUCCGAAUAUUAUCACGCUGGGAAGAAGCCCUCACAACCGUCAGAUAUAGCCAAAGAUACACCAAGAAAAGAGUAUCUGCAGGAAACAAACCCAUUAUAUGCGCUUGAUGCUCAUGAUUCUGAGGCUGAAAACAGAGAAGAAGGGGUGGGAGGAAUUAGCGGUGGCAUAGGAAGGAAGCAUGAAGCUAGCAGCCAGCAAACAAAUUCUACCGGAGGUAUUAAUAAAGAUCAGUCCCUUGCGGAUGCAGGGAAGAAAAUAAUGACGAAAAAUGAACCCGAGACUGCAAUAUUAAUCGCUGCUAGAAAUGGUGUUGCCGAAAUUGUGGAGAAAAUUCUGGAAUUGGUUCCGGUUGCCAUACACGAUGUGAAUGCAGAAAACAAGAAUGCAGUGCUGUUGGCAGUAGAGAACAGGCAACCCCAUGUAUAUAAACUCUUGCUGCAAAGAAAUAUCCUGAAUAGAGACAGCGUGUUUCGUGUCGUGGAUAAGAAAGGGAAUAGUGCCUUUCAUCUCGCGGCAAAGCUUGCAGCCUAUAAGCCUUGGCUAAUUCCUGGGGAAGCCUUGCAAAUGCAAUGGGAGAUGAAGUGGUAUGAGUUUGUGACUACGUCCAUUCCCUCCAACUUCGUUCCCCGCUACAACAACAAGGGCAAGACCCCUGAGGAAGUGUUCAUCAAAACUCACAAGAACCUUGUCAAGAAAGGUGGUGAGUGGUUAACCAAUACCUCCCAAUCCUACUCUGUCGUCGCAGCACUUAUAGCCACUGUGGCCUUCGCCACCUCCACCACAGUGCCUGGAGGCGUCAAGGAGGAUACCGGCAUUCCAACGCUGGAAAACAAACCCGCAUUCCACCUCUUUGCCAUCUCAUCACUUGUUGCACUCUGCUUCUCGGUCACGGCCUUGGUUAUGUUCCUCUCUAUCUUAACAUCACGACAUCAGGAGAGAGAUUUCGGAAAGGACCUGCCUAGGAAGCUUUUGAUAGGUUUAACGUCGCUGUUUGUUUCCAUAGCUGCGGUUUUGAUUUCGUUCUGCUCGGGACAUUUCUUUGUGGUACAAAAUAAGCUGAAGUAUGUAGCAUUUGCAGUGUAUGCAGCGACGUGCCUGCCAGUAACUUUUUUUGCUGCAGUGCAAUUUCCGCUAUAUUUUGAUCUUAUACAUGCUACCUUUACGAAGGUGCCACGACGAAGCUAUAAGGCAACUCUCUAAUGUCCCUUUUUCCA